Messenger RNA from Brassica oleracea var. oleracea, 459 nucleotides. RefSeq lists its product as uncharacterized. Bases 1 to 459 code for a protein of 152 amino acids. The record is from RefSeq and is a predicted model, not a curated record. The transcript has a single exon. NCBI's taxonomy places the organism in Eukaryota, Viridiplantae, Streptophyta, Magnoliopsida, Brassicales, Brassicaceae.
AUGGCCUGGCUCUCAGCUCGUGAUCGAUUGUCGACGUUGGAUAGAAUUGCCAAAUGGAGCCAGGGUAUUGAUACUACCUGUGUUCUUUGCAAAGCGGGUCCUGAAUCGAGAAACCACCUAUUUUUUGAGUGUUCAUAUACUGGUCAAGUUUGGGAGCAUAUAGCAAAGGGAAUUCUGUGUAACUCUUUCACUAAUACUUGGCCUGAGAUUAUGGAGAUUCUCACAGAUUCGACUAGGGAAAAGAAAAGCUUGUUCUGCAUCCGCUAUGCUUUUCAAGCGGUACUAUACGCUGUCUGGAGGGAGAGGAACAAGCUCAGGCAUGGUGACAAGUUGUUACCACUUCCUGUUCUUAAACGGAUGAUUGAUAAGGGAAUUCGAAAUAGAAUUACUUUGAUGUGUAGACAAGGAGUCAAGGGAAUGGAGGGCUUUAUGCAGUAUUGGUUUAGUACUAGAAUGUAA